UCCUAUUUCUUUACGUAUAGACACUAAAGAGGAGAGAGAGAGAAAGUUAGCAUUAUAUCUUUUAUCUCUUAUCUCCAUCUCUCUGCUUCUUCACUCUAGCUAUCUUUCUCGUGAUAACAACACAAGACUGUCACAGAGAUCUUGGUCGGUGAUCGGAGAUGGAGUUCCGGGAGAAGCUUUUGAAGUUCAAGUUCCAUAUCUUCUUGGCUUUCGUUUUAUCUCUCCUCACCGUGGCUCUCGUCACUUAUUCCCCUGGUUUCCUCACUGUAUUAUCUUACUUCUGGCCACUAUUUGUCUCGACAGCUCUCUUUCUCGCCGCCAUUUUCUUCUUUGCACGCACCUCCGACCUUCCGUCUUCAUCUACCAUCCCUGGCGAAGGCGCCGGCUUAAAAGUGGCGACGGAAGGGAUUCUUGACUAUGUUGUCGGCGGACAACACGAAGAAACUCUCUUUGGUAGUUUCACCAACCUCGACUGAGUAAUAGAUCUCUCUCUCUGUUUUUUAAAUUUCUCAAGUACUUUCGUUAUUUUUUUUCUUACUAAUACUAGAGUAAUAUUUACAAAUGUAAUAUUUUUAGUUCACGGGGAAUAAGAAUAAAAAUCUUGCUUUAUGCUGUUUAACAAAAAUAAUAAUAAUAAUCUGUGUGGUGCGAGGCUUAUUUUUA
Messenger RNA from Camelina sativa (false flax), 663 nucleotides. RefSeq lists its product as uncharacterized. The record is from RefSeq and is a predicted model, not a curated record. Lineage: Eukaryota; Viridiplantae; Streptophyta; Magnoliopsida; Brassicales; Brassicaceae.